GCCAGUCCCGCCCCUCUGACAGCGUCUCGAGCCACCACCGGGAGAACAUCUUCUGUUGAGAGCCCCUCGCGCCGCCUCCGCUGCCUCCGCCGCCUCCGCCGAGGGAAGGGAAGCGAAGCGUAUCGUAUGUCCGCUAUCCAGAACCUCCAACCUUUCGACCCCUUUGCUGAUGCAAGUAAGGGUGAUGACCUGCUCCCUGCCGGCACUGAGGACUACAUCCAUAUAAGGAUCCAGCAGCGGAACGGCAGGAAGACCCUCACCACCGUCCAGGGCAUCGCCGAUGAUUACGAUAAAAAGAAACUGGUGAAGGCCUUCAAAAAGAAAUUUGCCUGCAAUGGUACUGUAAUUGAGCACCCUGAAUAUGGAGAAGUGAUUCAGUUGCAAGGUGACCAGCGCAAGAACAUAUGCCAGUUCCUUGUAGAGAUUGGACUGGCUAAAGAUGACCAGCUGAAAGUCCAUGGGUUUUAAGUGUCUGUGGCUCACUGAAGCUUUAUGCAGGAAGAUUUCCUUACCAUGGAAUUCCCACCUGUCCCUUGUCAUAAGUUUAAAACCUGCUGACUUGUGUAAUGUAAUGAUCUUGGGUCCACUGUUCAGUCUGGACUACUGUAAUUCAGUGAUGUAAUAAACUGUGACAAGAGCUCA
This is a messenger RNA of Colius striatus (speckled mousebird), 642 nucleotides long. Its product is annotated as eukaryotic translation initiation factor 1. Gene Ontology annotation, biological process: translational initiation. The transcript has 4 exons. Bases 127 to 468 code for a protein of 113 amino acids. NCBI's taxonomy places the organism in Eukaryota, Metazoa, Chordata, Aves, Coliiformes, Coliidae. The record is from RefSeq and is a predicted model, not a curated record. Gene Ontology annotation, cellular component: eukaryotic 43S preinitiation complex. Gene Ontology annotation, molecular function: ribosomal small subunit binding; RNA binding; translation initiation factor activity.